AUGGAGACUGUGAUCAACGUCUUGCACAAUCUUGAUGAGGAGUCAGGGGAGGAAGCCAGAAGGUGUAUAGAAGAGGAGAAAAGGGCAUUUGCCGAAGCAAGAAAAAGCAUGGGCCCAGAUGAUGAAGUUUCACUGAUGUCAAAAACUGUAUCUCAAGAAUCUCUUACACCUGGAAAACUGGAAAUUAACUUUGAAGAGUUACUGAGACAAAAAAUGGAAGAGGAAAAGAGAUGCACAGAAGAGCGCAGACAAAAACUGGAAAUGGAAAAGCAUGAAUUUGAACAGCUCAGCCAAGAAAUGGGAGAGGAGGAGGAGUGUGAAGCCUUUGAGUUAAGCAGGGAAUAUGAGGAGUUAAUAAAAUUAAAAAGAAGUGGUUCAAUUCAAGCAAAGAAUUUGAAGAAAAAGUUUGAAAAAAUUGGGGAGUUGUCUGAAGAAGAAAUACAGAAAAAAAUUGAAGAAGAAAGAGCGAGGAGGAGAACUAUGGAUCAGGAAAUAAAAGAAAGGGAAGCAGAAAAUUUUCAAGAGGAAGAUGAAGUGGAUGUGAAACCAGCCACAAAAUCUGAAGCUCCAUUUACACACAAGGUCAACAUGAAGGCUCGAUUUGAACAAAUGGCAAAGGCAAGGGAAGAGGAGGAACAGAGGAGAAUUGAAGAGCAAAAAUUGCAACGCAUGCAAUUUGAACAAAAGGAAAUUGAUGCAACAUUGCAAAAGAAAAAAGAGGAGGAAGAGGAGGUUGGGAGCAAAACUUCCAAUCCCUUUGCAGUUGUGCCAGGAAAGGGAAACAUCACCGCCGUGCAAGCUCUGAAAAACCUGGUUACGUGUGCCGGCUACAUCAAGGAAUACAACAUUCUGGGGGUGCAACGCUGCUGGGACUUGCUGUCGAGUCCAAUCGAGAACUUCUUCGAAGGCAUUUUCUAUCUGGUUAGGACCUUGUUUACAUUCAAAAAAGUGCACCUCAAAGUGACCUUCGAACAGGCCAGCGCGUACUUGCGCCAUUCUGACAACAAGGAGAGGAUAGUCGGGAUGGCUUUCUUCACCGAGCUUGGCGCACUAGGCGGUCACCUGAGUGGUCUCUAUGGUAGCACCGGCCCUGGGCUCAGGGUCCUUGCUGUCCAAAGAUUCCUGGAGGCUUGA
Elgaria multicarinata webbii is the source of this 1134-nucleotide messenger RNA. RefSeq names its product nexilin-like. Lineage: Eukaryota; Metazoa; Chordata; Lepidosauria; Squamata; Anguidae. The record is from RefSeq and is a predicted model, not a curated record. Gene Ontology annotation, biological process: mitochondrial fusion. Bases 1 to 1134 code for a protein of 377 amino acids. The transcript has 5 exons.